AUGGGUGAUUCACAUGCUCAUGAUAAUGAAGAAGACAACAAUAAUGUUUUUCUUGACGACUCUGAUAUCAUCCACGAAGUUGCCUUGGACGAUGAAGUUCUUCCAGAAGCUAGUGACUCUAUUCGCGACUUCAAUUCGGACUCUGAUUCCGAAAUUGAGGAGGUUGAUGACUCUGAUCACAUAUUCACCGGUCAUACUGGGGAAUUAUACGCAGCUGCAUGCAGCCCAACGGAUAUGGCACUGGUGGCAACAGGAGGUGGUGAUGAUAAAGGAUUUCUCUGGCAGAUCAACAAUGGAGAUUGGGCUUUUGAACUUAAUGGUCAUACCGAUUCUGUAUCUAGUUUAGGUUUUAGCCACGAUGGAAAGUUUCUCGCAACAGGAAGUUUUGACGGAACUGUUAAAAUCUGGGAUGCAGCUGGAAACCUGAAAGGCACACUUGAUGGACCUGAAGGGGGUGUUCAGUGGCUCAGGUGGCAUCCCAGGGGAAACGUGCUCAUUGCUGGUUUUGAUGAUUCCUCCACUGUUUGGAUGUGGAAUACGGAUAAUUUAGCCUUCCUUAUGUCAUUUAAUGGUCAUGCUAGCAGUGUCACAUGUGGUGAAUUUACUCCCGACGGGAGAAUAAUAUGUACUGGUUCUGACGAUGCAACCUUGAGAAUAUGGAACCCAAAAUCUGGAGAAAGCAUUCAUAUUGUGCGAGGUCAUCCAUACCAUACUGAGGGAAUAACAUGUUUAGCAAUAAAUUCGACUUCAACUAUUGCUCUUACUGGUUCCCUGGAUGGAUCUGUGCAUUUUGUGAAUAUCACUACCGGAAGAGUUGUUAGUUCUGUGCCAUCUCAUUCAAGUUCCAUUGAGUGUGUUGGGUUCGCACCAAGUGGUACUUGGGCUUUAAUUGGAGGCAUGGAUAAAAUGACCAUCUGGGAUAUGGAGUAUUCCUUAGCCCGAAGCACUUGUGACCACGAGUAUGGAGUAACAUGUUUGACAUGGCUUGGUGCAUCAUAUGUGGCUACUGGAUCUAUGGAUGGAGCUGUGAGAUUAUGGGACAGCCGGUCUGGUGAAUGUGUCAAAAUGUUCAUAGGGCACUCUGAAGGCAUUCAAACUCUUUCUUUGUCUGCUAAUCGUGAGUACCUUGUCUCGGCGUCUUUAGAUCAUACAGCCCGUAUUUUUGAGGUUAAAGAUUUCUGUUAA
Molecule: messenger RNA, 1185 nt
Organism: Lathyrus sativus (Indian pea)
Lineage: Eukaryota; Viridiplantae; Streptophyta; Magnoliopsida; Fabales; Fabaceae
Source: the annotation of a GenBank genome assembly